Molecule: messenger RNA, 3411 nt
Organism: Centropristis striata (black sea bass)
Lineage: Eukaryota; Metazoa; Chordata; Actinopteri; Perciformes; Serranidae
Gene: arxa
Product: aristaless related homeobox a
Exons: 5
Coding region: 226-1644 (472 amino acids)
Biological process (GO): regulation of transcription by RNA polymerase II
Molecular function (GO): RNA polymerase II transcription regulatory region sequence-specific DNA binding; DNA-binding transcription factor activity, RNA polymerase II-specific
Source: RefSeq, a predicted model, not a curated record
ACAGAGGAGUGACAGAGAGAGAGAGAGAGAGAGAGAGAGAGAGAGAGAGAGAGAGAGAGAGAGAGAGAGAGAGAGAGAGAGAGAGAGGGAGGAGGAGUGAACGGUUCAAACAGACACACCGGCCUGAGAGGAGACAAGAAGAAGAAGAAGAAGACCCCGCGAGAGAGAGAGUGAGAGAGAGAGCGAGGGAGAGAGUGGGAGACUGACAGGCGUUACCGAAACUAGAUGAACCGAAGCGUCGACAUGAGCGGUCAGUUUGAGGAAGAUAUCCACGACCGGGGCGAGAGGAAGAGCAGCAAAUCCCCGACGCUGCUCUCCUCUUACUGCAUAGACAGCAUUCUGGGCCGCCGGAGCCCCUGUAAGGUCAGGCUGAUAGGGGCGCAAAGUUUGACGGCUCUGCCCGGCAGAGGGGAGCUCGACAAGACGGUGGACAGGUCAUCGAAAGACCCCCUUUCUCUCAGCGCUGACAUGCACCUGCCACCCAAGCUCCGCCGGCUGUACGGAGCCGGGGGGAAAUACCUCCACGACCACGCAGAGACUCUGGACAGAGAGCGGCUGCUCCUGGAGCAAGCCAGCGACAGCCUCAAAAUCAGCCAGGCGCCGCAGGUGAGCAUCAGCCGCAGCAAGUCCUACCGGGAAAACGCGUCGCUGAGCCGGGGAGAGGGCGACCAGAGCCCCGGGGAGGGCUCGGAGGACGGCAGCCUGGGGCUUGUAGAGCUCGGCCCGCUGAAGUUCGAGGAGGACGCGGGGAAAGAGGAGGAGAGCUGCGGGGACGCGGCCGCUCUGUCCCCCAAGGACGAGGAGAGGGAGAGCUUGAACGCCGGGGAUGGGGACGUGAGGGACGGGGAGGACAGCGUGUGUCUGUCAGCGGGCAGUGACUCGGAGGAAGGGAUGCUGAAACGGAAGCAGAGAAGAUACAGGACUACCUUCACCAGUUACCAGCUGGAGGAGCUGGAGAGGGCUUUCCAGAAGACACACUACCCAGACGUGUUCACCAGAGAAGAGCUCGCGAUGCGUCUGGAUCUUACCGAGGCCCGUGUUCAAGUGUGGUUUCAGAACCGCAGAGCCAAGUGGAGGAAGCGUGAGAAGGCUGGGGUGCAGGCCCACCCGUCAGGCCUGCCCUUCCCGGGGCCCCUGGCAGCGGGUCACCCUCUCAGCCACUACCUGGAGGGGGGGCCCUUCCCUCCCCACCACCAUCCUGCCCUCGAGUCGGCCUGGACAGCUGCUGCAGCUGCAGCCGCUGCCUUCCCAGGCCUGGCCCCACCACCCCACAACGGCUCUGCUCCACCCCUGGCCACCCCACUCGGCCUGGGCACUUUCCUGGGCACUGCUGCCAUGUUUCGCCACCCUGCCUUCAUUGGACCCACUUUUGGCAGGCUCUUCUCCAGUAUGGGUCCCUUGUCCAGUGCUUCCACCGCUGCAGCUCUCCUCCGUCAGCCCGCCCCUCCUGUAGAGAACCCCUCCCACGCUGGCCCAGUCCUCCCUGACCCUUCCUCCUCUUCCUCCUCCCCUUCUUCCGUAGCUGCAGCAGACCGCAGGGCCUCCAGUAUCGCUGCGCUGCGCCUCAAGGCCAAGGAACACUCGGCUCAGCUCACCCAGCUUAACAUCCUGCCCACCGGAGCCGCAGGGAAGGAGGUGUGCUGAACACUCAACACCAGCUCUAGGCCUCCCCGUCCCGGGUUUACGUCCCAUUCCAUGACACCCCUGCCCCCCCUUCUCCAAAAACCCACCCAUACCUCCGGAGGUUGAUGUCCUGAUGUCCCCUUGUUCAACCAUCCCUGUUACCUCAUGUUUCCCCAACAAAAUAGCACGACCAAAUUCAAAAGAGCACUGGCGAAAAAAAAAGUGUGUUUGUGUGUGUGUCUGGUAAUUAUACAGCUAUUGUAACAUUGUUCUGCACUUCAUACACACACCUUUCUAAAUGACAGUCCAGUAACUAACAUUUUUGAAAUUAUUGCCCAAAAUAACAAUUACAAUAUAAUACUUUAAAUGAGGCUCCAUAUCAUUAACAUAUAGCUUUUGAAGGUGUGCAAACCGCAAAAUACUAAGUAAUAAAGUACAUUUACUCAACUACCAUACUUCUGUACAAAUUUAACAUAGCUGUAAUUUAUUAUUUAAUUUGAUGCAACUCUAUACUUCUACUUCACUACAUUUCAGAGGAUUAUAUCUUAUGUUUUAGUCAGCAUCAUAUUAAUUUGUCAGUUAUUAGUUACUUUAAAAAAAAUCAAAUUCUAAAAUUUUAAUAAUUAAAUUGAACUACCCACGUGUAAAAAAUAAAAAAGGAAGAAAAAAAUAGCUUCAACUGGCCAACUUUAUCAUGCCAAAAUCAUUAAUUAUAAUAUUAAAUUACAGCCUAAUAAUAUAAUAUAUAGCAGUAUCACUCAUAGGGGGCAUUUUCCUGCAUAAAGUACCUUUACUUUGAUACUUUUAGGUUACUGUAUUUCUACUUCAGUAACAGGACUUGUCCUUGUAAAAACAGAAAUGUUUGGAUCUGUCAUGACACACACACACACACACACACGCAGAGAAAGCUGAAGAACCGCAGGGAAACCCAGACUUUUAGAAAGGAUUCUUGUGCUACUUCAAAUGUGGACAGCUCGAGUGCUCGACUUUAACACUGCUUAAUCUGUAUGCAUUGACGUGGGCUGAGCCAGUCUGCGUCUAUAAUAAAGGCGAGUUGGAGGAGCCCCCCACCCCCACAACCCCCAGAACCAAAGGAAAACUGUCCAUAGACCUUCCAUAGCCUUCUCUACAAGCCUGACUCCUCUCCACUGCUCGCCUGUCCACCAGUCACACUCAGCCACACCACUGCAUAUAGGCUAUGUUUGAAACAUCCGAAUCAAACCGGAGUUAUUUGAAGUCGUUUCUGUAAUUUUACCUGCCCCUUCCCUCUUUGAUUAUCACAGCAGUGGCAUUUUCCGCUGAGUCUGACUCCAGGACACGCGAGCAAAGUUGAGAUCCGAGAUGUGACUCUAAUGAUCUGACUGUGUACAUAUUGUGUAAAAAGGAAGAAAAAAAUGGUACCACAAAAAAAAGGAUGAUUUUCAAAACAAGGUCGUGUAUAUUUCAGGAGACCGUGUUUUGAUAAUUUGCACUCGGUGUAGUGUUUAAUGAAUGUCGCCCUGUGUAGAAUUUCACCUGUGUUUAUGAAUUAUUAGGAUUUUUAGAUCAUUAUUUAUGUCAAAACUUUCCCCCGAGGAACUGAGUGAAGGACAGUUUUUUUUUUCUUAUUAAGUGAUUGUAAGUUUCCUGGUUAAAUAAUGCUAAUUUGAAUAAAUUACAUUGGUAAAAUGAGUUAUCUUUUAUUAUUUCAAAUUAUUUUAGGACUGACAUAGGCCUAAACCAGGAAAAAAAUAAACAAUGUGAAAUAGAAUAUUAUAGAACUAUUAAUAAAAGGUGUUAUGAAGAAAA